Messenger RNA from Zingiber officinale, 1732 nucleotides. Its product is annotated as protein CANDIDATE G-PROTEIN COUPLED RECEPTOR 7-like. The transcript has a single exon. The coding region runs from base 116 to 1480 and encodes 454 amino acids. Gene Ontology annotation, biological process: transport. Gene Ontology annotation, cellular component: Golgi apparatus; membrane. The record is from RefSeq and is a predicted model, not a curated record. Lineage: Eukaryota; Viridiplantae; Streptophyta; Magnoliopsida; Zingiberales; Zingiberaceae.
CCUUCUCCUUCCUUUCUUCUGCUGACCUCGAAAGUCCACCACCGCCAUAGACCAGCGAAGCGAGAGAUAAGGAGGAAUACAGAUCGAAGAGGAGAGGAGAGGAGAGACGGAGAAUAUGGCGUCCAUGGCCAGAUCCGCAAGGCCUCUCCUCGGAUUGGCGUUGGCGUUAUCUCUCAUGGCCGUCGUCCCUUCCGCGAGCGGUGAGAUCCGGGAGAUGGAGGUCCGAUCCGACGCCCGAUCCAUCAUCCCCUUCGACGAUUUCGGCUUCAGUCGCCGUGGCGGCCUGGAGCUCAACGUCUCCGGCGUCUCCUUCGCCGACAGCGAAGGUGAUGUUGCCCUCUCCCGGCUGGGGUUCUUCCUUUGCACCCGCGACGCCUGGCCCCGCGUCCUGCGCCAGAUCCAUGACCAAAACAUCACCUGCGCCCUCCAGUCGGAGCUCGUCCGCGUCGUCUCCUACUUCGACCGCCUCGUUCCCCCUCCCAACCCCUCCGGCGUCGACGUCGCUCGAUCCACCUCAUUCCGCGUCGCCCUCAACAUUACCAACAGUACCCAGUUCACUCUCCUCUUCGCCAACUGCCUCCCCCAUCUCCGCGUCUCCAUGUCCGUCCGAUCCGCCAUGUUCAACCUCCCUGAACCCUCUCGCCGCGCAUACCUCUCUGCCGGCGCGGGCGCGCUCCCACUCAUAUACUCCGUCCUUUUCUUCGCCUACGCCUCCUUCGCCGUCGCUUGGGCCGCCAUUCUCUUCCGCCGCCAAUCCGCCGUCUUCCGCAUCCACUACUUCAUGCUCGCGGUCGUCGUUCUCAAAGCCUUGAAUCUCCUCUGCGAGGCCGAGGACAAAUCCUACAUCGACCGCACCGGAUCCGCCCAUGGCUGGGACGUCCUCUUCUACAUCUUCAGCUUCCUCAAGGGGAUUUCCCUCUUCACCCUCAUCGUCCUCAUCGGCACCGGCUGGUCUUUCCUCAAACCCUACCUCCAGGACCGCGAGAAGAGGGUGCUCUUGGCCGUCAUCCCCCUCCAGGUCGUGGCCAACAUCGCCCAGGUCGCCAUCGACGAGUCUGGACCCUACUCUGUCGACUGGGUCACCUGGAAGCAGGUCUUCCUCCUCGUCGACGUCGUCUGCUGCUGCGCCGUCCUUUUCCCCAUCGUCUGGUCCAUCAAAAACCUCCGGGAGGCCGCCAGGACCGACGGGAAGGCCGCCGUGAACCUCAUGAAGCUCACCCUUUUCCGACAUUACUACAUCGUCGUCAUCUGCUACAUCUACUUCACCAGGGUGGGAGUCUACGCUCUCGGCAACCUCAUCUCCUACCGCUACCUGUGGAGCAGCGUUGUCGCCGGAGAGCUCGCCACGCUAGCCUUCUACGUCUUCACCGGGUACAAGUUCAGGCCGGCGGCGCACAACCCCUACUUGGCCAUCGACGACGACGACGAGGAGGCUGCUGCGGAGGCGCUCAAGCUCGACGACGAUGCCUUCGAAUUGUGAUGAAGAUUCAUUCAUUCUUCUGCUCAGAUUACUUGCAAACUGAAAAACAAAAGGGUGGGAUUUUGUCUCCAUUCUUCAGUAGUUCAUAACUUCAUAUUAUAGAAAUUCCUAGCAGUCAUUUAACAGUGCAAAAGUAUAAUAAUCAGAAAAUUGUAUCAAAUGUCUGUUUACUAUUGAUUUGUCUUGUUCAUGUUUCUCAAUGACGUUGUCACAUUUAUCUUAAUAGAAAUUUAUCAUUCAUUUCUUUGUUCA